UCAAAGGGCAAAAGCAUAAGAGGAUCAAAGUGACUUGGACAGAACCGGUGACUUUUGGGAAUUAGGGGUAAAACAGACGAGUGGGACACAACUAGGGGCAUAAAUCUAAUUAUCCCUUUUCCUAAACACAACCAAAAAAGGUUUAUCGCUUACAGUCCCAUGUCUUAUCCUUAUAAACAUGCAAACCUAGGUCUCUGCAUGGCCCCUUGUCAACACAUGAAACUAUCUUAUAUCCCGAGAGAUCUAUGCCAUGCCUCUCAACCCGGAACACCCCAAACGAUCUUAGGCCCUCUUCACUGCCGGCGGCCACGUGUUUAGGCUCUCCUGAUGACGACUCCGGCACCUGCCCGGUAAUGUGCCAAUAUAGCACAUCAGAGCAAAAGCUUCUCAAGUCGUGGAACUCAUCAGGAGAGGCAUGGCACAUCAGAGCAAAAGCUUCUCAAGUCGUGGUGAUCUAACUGGAUGGCAUACUGCUUGAUAGGAAUAAACUAGGGCUAGAGACAAUUGUGCUCAUGAACAACAACCUUCCUUCUAGUACUCCACAGGCUAGGCUAGGUACAAGCUCGGGGAAGACUGGUUGAACUGCAGUAUAAUUUCUUAAUAGCUGAAGAAGUGGAUAGGCAAAUCAUAUCUUUGAUGCUAGAAUUGAUUGAGUGGGUGGGUUGUUUUUGUUCGAGAGAAACUGCCUUUUGCUAGAUUCAAUUAUGUAAUCACUGUAUUUUGCGUACACUAUGAAGAGCAUACAUAUCUUAUGCAGAUUGAACUUAGUACAUAUAAGAUGCUCAUUUGAAGAACUGGAUGGCAUACUGCUCUAUCCUAACUGUUAAUUUUUGUUCAUUCUAUGCCAGUAUCAUUCUCAUUAUUUCUUGCUUGUGGUGCUUAUCGUUCUUACAUCAUGUUAUUUGGGAUGACAAUUCAAGAUGCAGAAGGCUCAAACUAGGGAAACUAGCACUUGCAGUUUAGCAAAGAGUUCCUCCUUGAAUAUGCUCUUCCUUCUCCUCCUCCAGCUCCUUGCCAUCACCACCCUCCCUUUCUCUGCCAACAACGCCACCCAACUAGUCUAUGACACGGAGGGCAAUGUGCUAAGUAGCAAGCAAAAUUACUACAUCCUCCCUGCUAAACGUGCGACCGGCGGGGGCCUCAGAGCUUUGCCUACUGGCCUGCGCUUUUGCUCUGAAAGGCUAGAUUGGCACCUUACCAAUCAGGUACCGGAUUCGUCAUCAGGAGAGCCUAAACACGUGGCCGCCGGCAGUGAAGAGGGCCUAAGAUCGUUUCCGGUGUUCCGGGUUGAGAAGCAUGGCACAGGUCUCUUGGGAUAUAAGAUAGUUUCAUGUGUUGACAAGGGGCCAUGCAAAGAUGUAGGUUUGCAUGCUACUAAGAACAAGACGUGGCUGACCCUCAAGAUGGAGAUGCCUCAAACUAGGGAAACUAGCACUUGCAACUUACCAAAGAGUUGCCCCUUGAAUAUGUUCUUCCUCCUCCGUCUCUUCGCUAUCGCCAUCCUGCCUUGCUCUGCCAACAACGCCACCCAACUGGUCUAUGACACAGAAGGCAACGAGCUAAAUAGCAAGUCAAAUUACUACAUCCUCCCAGCCAAACCUGCAAGCGGUGGCGGCCUCAAAGCCAUCCCAACCGGUCUACGGUGCCUACAUUUUGUGGUCGAGGAGCGCAGCGAGACGACUCUCCUCGACACGCCCAUGCGAUUCAUGCCGUUGCCAGAACACGCUUCUACCACUGAGCCGAUCCGCCUUUCGAGUGACAUAUGGAUCCGCCUUUCGAGUGACAUAUGGAUCGAGUUUCACGACUUGAGAAGCUUUUGCUCCGAAAGGCUAGAUUGGCACCUUACCGAACAGGUGCCGGAGUCGUCAUCAGGAGAGCCUAAACACAUGGCUGCCGGCAGUGAAGAGGGCCUAAGAUCAUUUGGGGUGUUCCGGGACGGAUCUCUCGGGAUAUAAGAUAAUUUCAUGUGUUGGCAAGGGGCCAUGCAGAGACCUAGGUUUGCAUGUUUACAAGGACAAGACAUGGCUGACUGUAAAGGAUAAACCUUUUAUGGUUGUGUUUAGGAAAAAGACUAUAUAGGUGUUUUUUUGCUUGCUUCUUGAGGUGAUCCCUGUAGGCGAGUUCAUUGUAUCGCCACUGUGGUGUUCAUGUUAUGUAAUGUGUUCCCCCACUUUGCAAUAAAGCGAUACUAACUAUAUUAUGUGAAAA
Triticum aestivum (bread wheat) is the source of this 2208-nucleotide messenger RNA. RefSeq lists its product as uncharacterized. The record is from RefSeq and is a predicted model, not a curated record. NCBI's taxonomy places the organism in Eukaryota, Viridiplantae, Streptophyta, Magnoliopsida, Poales, Poaceae. The transcript is spliced from 3 exons. Bases 921 to 1955 code for a protein of 344 amino acids. Gene Ontology annotation, molecular function: endopeptidase inhibitor activity.